CCACUUCCAAAGGGCCAUUUUAAGGGAAUAAUUUGAACGGUGAACGGUAGUAGUGUGCAAACGGCAGAUUGGUUGAGAAGAGUUCAAGGCUUGCAAAGGAUUAGAACAGAAACAGCAGAAUGCAGCAAGUGACACAGUUCAAAACGCUCGCCUACGUCUCGCUGAUGUUGGUCGUGCUUUCGACGGUUAGAUUCUGCCGCGCGGAUGCAGCCGAUAUGGACAGCGUAAGCGAAGUGCGGCACAAGCGAGGACCGACGGUGGGAUUGUUUGCCUUUCCGCGGGUCGGCCGUUCCGAUCCGGACCUGCUGGAAUGGGGUGAUGCAGCAGCCGCCGCCGCCUCGCUACCACUGGAACUGGCAGAUGAUUAUGAAGACUAUCCCAUCCGGGAAUCGAAACGGCAGGGAUUGGUUCCGUUCCCGCGGGUAGGACGUGCCGGAGCCAACCCCGCCCGCUACUACUACUGGCCCAAGACGGUGCAGCAGAAACGUGCUGGCAAUUCCGGUGCCAACAGUGGCAUGUGGUUCGGCCCCAGGCUAGGUAAACGUGCCAACGCGGCAUCCACCGAGAUCAAAGGUAACGAAGUCUACACACCCCGCCUCGGCCGUGACUGGGACGGGGAAACCGGAGACUUGAAUGCCCACGGCAGAAGCAGCAGCAGACUAGUAGACUUUGAGCGCCUUCUCCGAUCAUCGCUAUCGUCGGAGAACUAAAUUAGACUAAACUCAACAUUUUUCUUAUUAGGAUAAUGAUUGAUUAGCAUUGUGAUCAGCUUAUUAAGAAUACAACAAACAACGCUAAAUUGUCCGUCAAAGAUCCAUGAGUACACCAAAUCACACGGAAAAAAGGCUGGAGGAAGCUUGUUCGAGUGCAAACUGCGAUUGAAAUAGUUGCUGAAAACAAGCUUUCUAACUUAUUAAAACCGGUGGAACUUUCACAAACAAUUUUGCGAACCUUGCAAUGCAAUAUGAGUAAAUCUCUCUUUAAACAAAAUAAUAACAACAACAAAAUAAAAUAAAACAGUGUAUUUUGCGGAUGGGAUGUCACACAGCUCAGUUUGUCUCUCUGAAAAUGCAAUGCAAAACAUCUAUGAAUAAAGUGUUCAAAAACCAGUGUUGCUCCUGUUGACAGUUAGAAAGGUUAUCCCCAAACGUUGUAUAUAAGAAGUGAAAAUAUAUUCGCAUUUGUAAAUUAAAAAA
Messenger RNA from Ochlerotatus camptorhynchus, 1196 nucleotides. RefSeq names its product cardio acceleratory peptide 2b-like. Lineage: Eukaryota; Metazoa; Arthropoda; Insecta; Diptera; Culicidae. The record is from RefSeq and is a predicted model, not a curated record. Gene Ontology annotation, biological process: neuropeptide signaling pathway. The transcript has 4 exons. Gene Ontology annotation, molecular function: neuropeptide hormone activity. The coding region runs from base 120 to 710 and encodes 196 amino acids.